AAUUCUUACAAACACUCCUCCGACCAAACCAAACUUAUAAUAAGAAAGAAGAUAACUAACUACUAUUCAUUACAGGCUCACUACAAAUCAAAGCAGAAUUUCUUGAAAUGGGUAAGGAUGUCGAAGUGGGCGGCGGCGACUUCACGGCGAAGGACUACCAAGACCCGCCGCCGGAGCCGCUCAUCAACCCGGAGGAGCUCGCCAAGUGGUCGCUCUACAGGGCCGUCAUCGCCGAGUUCAUUGCCACCCUCCUCUUCCUCUACGUCACCGUCCUCACCGUCAUCGGCUACAAGAGCCAGAGCGCCGACGACCAGUGCGGCGGCGUCGGCAUUCUCGGCAUUGCCUGGGCCUUCGGCGGCAUGAUCUUCAUCCUCGUCUACUGCACCGCCGGCAUUUCCGGGGGGCACAUCAACCCGGCGGUGACGUUCGGGCUGUUCCUGGCCAGAAAGGUGUCGCUGCCGCGGGCGGUGCUGUACAUUGUGGCGCAGUGCUUAGGAGCCAUCUGCGGAUGCGGCCUGGUCAAGGCUUUCCAGAAGGCCUACUACGUUAGGUACGGCGGCGGCGCCAACACCCUCGCCGAUGGCUACAGCACCGGCACCGGACUGGCGGCCGAGAUCAUCGGCACCUUCGUCCUCGUCUACACUGUCUUCUCCGCCACCGACCCCAAGAGAAGCGCCCGAGAUUCCCACGUUCCUGUAUUGGCGCCGCUGCCCAUCGGAUUCGCGGUGUUCAUGGUGCACUUGGCGACGAUUCCGAUUACAGGGACGGGGAUUAACCCUGCUCGGAGCUUCGGAGCUGCUGUGAUCUUUGGGAAGGAUCAGGCCUGGGAUGAUCAGUGGAUAUUCUGGGUCGGGCCAUUGAUUGGGGCAGCCAUAGCAGCAAUCUACCAUCAGUAUAUCCUGAGGGCGGGAGCAGUGAAAGCUCUGGGAUCAUUCCGAAGCUCUUCUUACCAGUAACAAUAGCAUCUGCAAUGGUGGGAAUGUUGUUGUUGUUCUUGGUAGAGCAGAGCAGAACAGAGAGCAGAGCAAAGCAGGCACGCCUUUUCAAAGUGCCCUUCUUCUCCAAUGCACAUUUAUUUCACUUCCUUCCUUCCUUCUUUAGCUGCUGCUUCUGUGUGUUUUCUUUUACUUCUUCAAUGUGUUCAUGUCCUCCAAAUCCAAAAGUCAGCUUCAGUAAUAAUAAUAAUAAUAAUAAUGUGUGUUUGUUUCCA
Andrographis paniculata is the source of this 1210-nucleotide messenger RNA. Its product is annotated as aquaporin PIP2-4-like. Lineage: Eukaryota; Viridiplantae; Streptophyta; Magnoliopsida; Lamiales; Acanthaceae. Gene Ontology annotation, molecular function: water channel activity. The transcript is spliced from 4 exons. The coding region runs from base 108 to 956 and encodes 282 amino acids. Gene Ontology annotation, biological process: transmembrane transport. The record is from RefSeq and is a predicted model, not a curated record. Gene Ontology annotation, cellular component: plasma membrane.